Molecule: messenger RNA, 165 nt
Organism: Peronospora matthiolae
Lineage: Eukaryota; Oomycota; Peronosporomycetes; Peronosporales; Peronosporaceae
Source: the annotation of a GenBank genome assembly
AUGAAGCAGCAGAUCGAGUUUGAAGAGGCAAAGGGAGCCCCUCCUGCAUUCAUUGUCAGCCGCCAAACGCCCAGACGUCACGCAGAACUCGGCGGCCGCCUGAACACGGUCGCCGCGUCGGCGUUGAUGUCGACGGACGCAACGCGGUCAUCGACGUCGAUAUAA